Molecule: messenger RNA, 1665 nt
Organism: Naegleria lovaniensis
Lineage: Eukaryota; Heterolobosea; Eutetramitea; Acrasida; Naegleriidae
Exons: 1
Coding region: 1-1665 (554 amino acids)
Source: RefSeq, a predicted model, not a curated record
AUGCAGUUUACCUGCGAACUAGGCAACGAGCACCCACCGCUUUCUUCGGGUGCUUCGUUCCAUCAUCAAUUCAAACCUCUCAUAGCAGAUAAUAAUAAUGGAGCUGAUGGUUAUCAAUAUUAUACUCAACAACUUUCUCUUCCCUCGCAACAGUCUUCUAAAACCAACCAACCGUCAUUUUCACAACAUUCAAGCUCACCAAGAAUUAAUCCUGAAUCUUUUGUUACUCUCCAUAACGAAAUACCAUUGGCUUCUGAUAUGAAUAAGAAGGCUUUGAGUAUCUUGUUUGCUAACCAAACAAGACCAAGUCAUAACACAGAUAGCCUACAUUUUGGCAAUAAUAAUAACAAUAUUGUUUCAUCAUCAACGUUUUUUAGAGGCGAUGGAAGCCGUAGCCACCUCGGUUCUUUGGCAUCAUUUGAAUUUGGAUUCAAACCAACUCCUCAUCAUGACUAUCAUGAUUCUGCAAAUCAUCAUUCGAAAGACUGGUUUUCAUUGAACAGCGGUCCAAUCAAUUCCAACUUUCCGUACUCGAUUCAACAACACGGUUUUCCAUCCCAAUAUCACCACUUUCCACCACUAUCUACAACCAAGAGUGCCCCUUCAUCUUCUUCUAUGAUGACUCCGAGAUUACCUUCAUUGAUAGAGCUUGAACCCCAUAGGGCAGAGCCAACAACAACAACUACCUCUUUCUCCUCCUCUUCCCACACACGCCUUAUUAACAAUUUUGAAAUUAAUCCUCCUCCACACUCAACAAUACUCCAUUCAAAAGUUCCAUAUUCAUCUUCUGCUUUCACUGCCUACAAUUCAGCUCCAGAUCAAAGCGCAACUCUUCUUUCGAAAAGAAAUAGUUUGCAAUCUUUCAAGGAAGUGGUAGACUUUAUUGAUGAGAAAAAGAAACGCCCAAAAGAUCAUCAAAACGAAUCCAAAAGCAACCAUCAACAAGUUGAAACCAAGAAGAGAAAAUUGGAAGAGAAUGGAAAAAAGGAUCUGUUUGAAGAUGAUGACGAUGAAGGAUGUGGAGAAGAUGAAGAGAAUGGUGUUGAUGAAGAUUUUGUGAACUCUUCAGAAAAGUUACUUCCAAUUAGAUCCUUAGCUCAUUUAGUCGGAUUGUCUAAAGAUGAAGGAAAGACCUGGAGAUACCGAGAUGUUCGUCGUGCUCUUUUUGAAAAGACUCCAAAAGAACACACUAAAUUCAUUGAAUCAAAUCAACAACAUGCCAUAUUAAGACAGAGACUGCCUCAUAAAUUGACUUUGGUGAGCUUUUGUAAGCGCAUCAUGCUAUUGGUGUUCCAUUUCAUUAUAAGAGAUGGAAGAGAACCGAAAUUCUUUACUCGGAGUCAUGUGAAGAGAGACUUGAUCGAGGAAACACUGGAAAAGGAGGCAAGUGAAUUUUUCAAAAGGAUCAAUAGGGAUGUUGCUAUGAAAAUUCAUGCUCUCAGUUGUACAGGUAUGAGCUUGGAGCAAGCUUCCAAAACUGUGAGUUGUUGUACCCAUUCUGAGAAUGUUAUUGCCCUUAGCAAAGAUCAUGGCGAGCCCAGUUCUUCGACUCCAACAUUAGCCUCCUGUUCUUCAAGCUCUCCUCACUUGAACCAUGUCGAACAAAAGGACAGCUCUUUCUCACUUCCUUCUCUUCGUGAUUUACUCAAAAAACCACACAAGUAG